Eruca vesicaria subsp. sativa (arugula) is the source of this 2042-nucleotide messenger RNA. Lineage: Eukaryota; Viridiplantae; Streptophyta; Magnoliopsida; Brassicales; Brassicaceae. The record is from the annotation of a GenBank genome assembly.
ACGUCUCUGCAAGAUCUAAUUUAAAAUAUAAAAUAAACAAAUUCUCCCCAGAAAAUGCUUUCAGUUUCAGAGAAAACGUUCCAACGAACAAACAGUGAGAGAGAUGGCGAGCUUAACGAGUAAGCCUAGAAACUUCGGUGCGUACAGUCACUACUCCACUCCCUGCACCCGCACGCACCAGAUCGGAGCUCUGUUCCUCGUCGUCUCCACCUUCUUCCUCACCAGGCUUUUCGAUCACCUCUACUCCGUUACUCCCGCGAUCGAUCUCACUCACACUUAUUCCUCCUCCGUCUUCACGACGAGCGAUGACGGGGCUCCACGGUGGCCGGAGCGAGGGUACGGAUCCCACCUCUCGCUGAAGAUCUACGUAUACGAUGAGAACGAGAUCGACGGCUUGAAAGAGCUUAUGUACGGAAGGGACGGUAGUGUUAAAACCGCCGCGUGCUUGAAAGGCCAAUGGGGAUCUCAGGUUAAGAUACACAAGUUGCUUAUGGAGUCAAAGUUUAGGACGAGUAAGAAAGAUGAGGCGGAUUUGUUCUUUGUGCCAGCUUAUGUUAAGUGUGUGAGAAUGUUGGGUGGUCUUAAUGACAAGGAGAUCAAUCAGACCUAUGUCAAGGUCUUGAGUCAAAUGCCUUAUUUCCGAAGAUCUGGUGGUCGUGAUCAUAUCUUUGUUUUCCCAAGUGGUGCUGGAGCUCACUUGUUUAGAUCUUGGUCGACUUUUAUUAACCGUUCUAUUAUCCUCACUCCCGAGGGCGACAGGACUGACAAGAAAGACACUACUGCUUUCAAUACAUGGAAAGAUAUAAUCAUCCCAGGCAACGUUGAUGAUGCUAUGACUAAAAAUGGACGACCUGAUGUUCUGCCUAAGCCUUUGUCAAAGAGGAAGUAUUUAGCUAAUUAUUUGGGUCGUGCGCAAGGGAAGGCUGGUAGACUCAAAUUGAUAGAUCUCUCAAAGCAGUAUCCAGAUAAGGUAGAAUGUCCAGACUUGAAGUUCAGCGGAACUGAAAAGUUUGGAAGAACAACAUAUUUUGAACAUCUGAGGAACGCCAAGUUCUGCCUCGCUCCUCGUGGGGAAUCAUCUUGGACUCUUCGCUUUUAUGAAUCAUUCUUUGUGGAAUGUGUCCCGGUUCUCUUAUCUGACCACGCUGAGCUACCUUUCCAGAAUGUCAUCGACUACGCACAAGUAUCCAUCAAAUGGCCAUCAUCACGAAUAGGCUCAGAGCUUCUUGAUUACUUAGCUUCAAUACCCGAUAGAGACAUAGAAGGAAUGAUAUCCCGUGGUCGGAAGAUUAGAUGUUUGUUUGUGUACGGUCCAGAUUCUGCACCAUGCAGUGCGGUUAAAGGAAUUCUAUGGGAGCUUCAACGCAAAGUGAGACAUUUCCACCAAUCGACCGAGACGUUUUGGCUGCAUAAUGGCAGUUUUGUGAAUAGAGAACUGGUCCACUUCAGUAGCUGGAGACCUCCUAUGCCUCUGCCUUGAGGUAGGUUCCAACAUCCCACAAGAAUCUCUUGUUUUCACAGUGAUGAUGUUUAAGUUUCUUUAAUGGUUUUUACACAGAUAGGUAAGUAGUUUUUGUAAACUUAAUUUUUUGUACAUAUCAGAAGAUUUUCUCAGUGAAUGUACAAGAUCUUAUUUGACUAAAUCUCAUUAGAAUACUGAUUCUUUCACUUGCAAUUUGUAAGGUAGAAAAGAAACCAAGUUGGAACAGAAAACUAAAUUCGGCAGUACCGUGAAACCAAGUUCUGUAACCUCACAGGAGAUAGCAUGUAUCAUAUUCUUCACGUGGAAACUUGCCAUAUGAAUAUAUAUAUAUAUAUAAGUGGUGAUUAUGAUCAGGACAAACAGAAUCAUAAAAAUGGCAAUUUGCAAAUGCAAGAGAAGAGGGAAGAGUAAGAGUGCAUGUAGGACAUCAAAUCAUCCUACUGUAUUGUUUUAUCUUGUCUAGGUGGAAUUGUAUAUAUCUAACAGCUCUAACAAUAGCAAAAGGUAGCAACUGUUUAAAAUACACAAGAUCACUGAACCGAAUGUAUUAAAAACAAAU